Zonotrichia albicollis (white-throated sparrow) is the source of this 2183-nucleotide messenger RNA. The record is from RefSeq and is a predicted model, not a curated record. Lineage: Eukaryota; Metazoa; Chordata; Aves; Passeriformes; Passerellidae.
UUUCCUGCAUUUGAAAUGAGUUGUUUGUUUCCUGCAGUGAGAGGCUCCGAGGGGCUGUACAUGGUGAAUGGGCCCCCCAGCUUCACUGAGAGCGUGGCAUUCCAAAGGGAUUCUGGAAAAAAUUGCAAAGCUGUUGCUUUUAGCAAGGAUGGCUCCCUCUUUGCCUGGUGCAAUGGAGAAAAAGUCAAUGUUUUUAAUGUCACCAGAGCUGAGUUACUGCAUUCCUUUGAUCUCCCAAAGACAGUUUGCCUUGAAUUCUCGCCAAAGAAUAACGUUCUGGCAACGUGGCAGGCCUAUGCAACUGCUAAGGAUGGCACAGCAGGGGUGCCCAACCUGCAGCUCCAUGAUCUGAGAACUGGAAAAUGCUUAAAGUCUUUUGUGCAGAAAAAGAUGCAGAACUGGUGUCCUUGCUGGGCAGAGGAUGAAAGCAUUUGUGCCAGAAAUGUGAACAAUGAGGUGCACUUCUUUGAAAACAACAACUUCAAUACCAUUGCAAACAAGCUGCAUUUGCAGAAGGUCAGUGAUUUUGUGCUGUCCCCAGGAGCACAGCUAACCAAGGUUGCUGUUUAUGUCCCAGGCAGCAAAGGUGCUCCGUCCUUUGUCAGGCUCUACCAGUACCCCAACUUCGGGGGCCCGCAGUCUGCACUAGCCAACAAAAGCUUCUUUAAAGCUGACAAGGUGACAAUGCUAUGGAACAAAAAAGGUAUAGCAGCUGUGUACAACUCCUGUUUUUGCAGGUUUCCAGUGGGACAAUUUGAGAAGGCCCUGAGGUCAUACUUGAGGAAAAAAAAAAACGGAAUUUUUUUACAUGUCAAGCUAUGCUUACUGUUAAAGUGUUGGUGCUGGCCGUACAGAGCCAAAAACGGCCCUAUUUACGAUGUUGCCUGGAGCCCCAAUUCUGUCGAGUUCUGCGCUGUGUAUGGUUUCAUGCCUGCCAAAGCCACGGUUUUUAACCUGAAGUGUGACCCCGUGUUUGAUUUUGGCACCGGGCCUCGCAAUGCUGCCUACUACAGCCCCCACGGACACAUCCUGGUGCUGGCAGGCUUUGGGAACCUCAGGGGACAGAUGGAGGUGUGGGACGUUAAGAACUACAAGCUGAUUUCCAAGCCGGUGGCCUCGGAUUCCACGUACUUCGCGUGGUGUCCCGACGGGGAGCACAUCGUGACGGCCACGUGCGCCCCGCGGCUGCGCGUCGGCAACGGCUACAAGAUCUGGCACUACACGGGCUCCGUGCUGCACGCCCACGAGGUGCCGGCGGACCAGGAGAUGUGGCAGGUGUUCUGGCAGCCCUUCCUGGACGGCGUGUUCCCCGAGAGAGCGGUGCGGUACCAGGCGGUGCCCGGCGAGCUGCCCCGCGCCGCGCCCGGCCCCGCGCAGGCGUACCGCCCGCCCGCCCUGCGCAACCGGCCCGCCACGAGCUCCAAGCUGCAUGAAGAUGAGCCACCCCAGAACAUGAAACCCCAGCUGGGAGGCAGUGAUAAGCCAGUGUCUAAAACAGCUCUCAAAAAUCAGAGGAAGCAUGAAGCUAAGAAAGCUGCUAAACAGGAGGCCAAAGCUGAUGCACCCCAAGGCCCUGCCCAGGUCAGAACCCCACAGAAUGCCCUGCAGAACACUGUGCCAGCCAUGACCACGGGAGAUCCUGAAGUGGAUAAGAAGAUAAAGAAUUUGAAAAAGAAACUAAAGGCAAUUGAGCAGCUGAAAGAACAGGCAGCUGCUGGCAAACAGCUGGAGAAGAAUCAGGUGGAGAAGAUUCAGAAAGAAGCUGCUCUCCUUAAGGAACUGGAAGACCUAGAACUGGGUGUUUAAAUCUUCCUCGAGCUCCAGUGUGGUGCUGACACAAAGUUCAUGCAAAAUGUAGUUUUGUUAAACAUUUCAGCAGAUGACCAAGGGUUCGACAGUCCACAGAUUUGCUGCUCAUUUGCCUUUAAAAAAGAGUUUUCCUAAAGAUUUGUGCACAUGAAGCCGUAAGCAAGCGAUGAGUAUCCAUCAGCCAGUUCUGCUGCUGUUCCAACGAGAAAUGUGCUCCUUUUCUGAGAACAUACUGCCUAGACCAGAUUUUUUUUCCUUAUUUGGGUGGGAGAAGGGAAGGCGACAAAGACAUUUGAUAGCUUUAUUAUAUUUAAGAAGAGAUGCGAUCUUUAUGCGAUGACGGGCUGUAGAUGAAAUAAAGAGCAUUUAUAACA